GUGGCGGCCUGGUGGCGGCGGUGCUGUGCGGCGCGGCGGGGAGCGGAGCUGAGCGGGCGGCGCGGCUCGGCCCGGCGAGAUGGUGAAGCUGACGGCGGAGCUCAUCGAGCAGGCGGCUCAGUACACCAACGCCGUCCGCGACCGCGAGCUCGACCUGCGCGGCUAUAAAAUCCCUGUUAUUGAGAACUUGGGUGCCACUCUGGACCAGUUCGAUGCAAUUGAUUUCUCAGACAAUGAGAUCCGUAAACUGGAUGGAUUUCCCCUGUUGAGGAGGCUGAAAACUCUUCUGAUGAAUAACAAUAGGAUUUGUCGGAUUGGUGAAAACCUUGAACAGGCUCUGCCCAGCCUGACCGAGCUGGUCCUUACCAACAACAACAUUGCUGAACUGGGUGAACUGGAUCCGUUGUCAACUAUCAAGUCCUUGACGUACCUGAGCAUUUUAAGGAAUCCUGUAACAAAUAAGAAGCAUUACAGAUUAUAUGUCAUCCACAAAGUCCCCCAGGUCAGAGUGCUGGAUUUUCAAAAAGUGAAACUCAAAGAGCGACAGGAAGCAGAGAAAAUGUUCAAGGGCAAACGGGGUGCACAGCUUGCAAAGGAUAUUGCCAGGAGAACAAAAACCUUCAAUCCAGGUGCUGGUUUGCCAACUGACAAAAAGAAAGCUGGGCCAUCCCCAGGGGAUGUGGAGGCCAUAAAGACUGCUAUAGCAAAUGCCACAACUCUGGCCGAAGUGGAGCGACUGAAAGGCUUACUGCAGGCUGGGCAGAUCCCUGGCAGAGAACGGAAAUCAGGCCCGUCGGAGGACGCUGAGGAAGAAAUGGAGGAAGACACGGUCCCCAAUGGCUCCUAGGCCCUGGUGGGGCCCGGCAUCCAUCCUGCUCCCCACAGAGCCCUUCCCUCUCCUGGGCUGUGCUCCCCGCCGCGGGCAGCCGCUGCUCCCCGUACCCUGUCCUGGCGCAUUUCGGCGUUCAAUAAACGAACGUUUCCUUUUU
This is a messenger RNA of Colius striatus (speckled mousebird), 989 nucleotides long. It is a transcript of the gene SNRPA1, whose product is annotated as small nuclear ribonucleoprotein polypeptide A'. The record is from RefSeq and is a predicted model, not a curated record. The coding region runs from base 80 to 847 and encodes 255 amino acids. Gene Ontology annotation, molecular function: protein binding; U2 snRNA binding. Gene Ontology annotation, biological process: mRNA splicing, via spliceosome. Gene Ontology annotation, cellular component: U2 snRNP. The transcript has 9 exons. NCBI's taxonomy places the organism in Eukaryota, Metazoa, Chordata, Aves, Coliiformes, Coliidae.